AUGGCAACAAUACAGCGACGAUUAUUAAAAGAAUUUAAAACUGCUAAGGAAAAUUCAGCUCAAGUCAAUAAAUUAGAACCAAAAGGAAAUGACAUUUUGCAAUUGGAAGCUAAGAUUGUUGGACCCGAUAAUUCACCGUAUGCUGAUCAUAUCUUUACUCUUGAUAUUAACUUGCCAACGGAUUUUCCAUUUAAACCACCUAAAGUUAAAUUCGUGACACCGGUAUAUCAUCCAGCAGUCAAAGAUGACGGAAGCGUUUGUAAGCAUUAUUUACAUGGAUUAAAUUCUUUAAUUUGUCCUAUUUAUCUUCUAGGUCUCGAUCUUCUUGGUGAAAAAUGGACACCAAAUCUUUCAAUUGUUACAAUUUUACUUCAAAUAAUCGAAUUAUUGGCUGAUCCAAGUACUGAAAGUCCUCUUGUGUCUGCUAUAGCUCAACAAAUUCUUAAGAAUCCAGAUGAAUUUUAUGAAACAGCUCGAAAACAUACAAUAGCCCAUGCUCAACCAAAACCGAUGCAAUAG
Messenger RNA from Rotaria sp. Silwood2, 519 nucleotides. Lineage: Eukaryota; Metazoa; Rotifera; Eurotatoria; Philodinida; Philodinidae. The record is from the annotation of a GenBank genome assembly.